AGCAUCAACACCUCCAAUCAACAAGCAAGCCUUUCAUCGCGAUGUCCAUAAGAUAGCACGAGGCUUCAAAGACCACUCCACACAACUCGCACAAACAUGGCGCCCGCCACGCCUUUCAACGCCGCCGAAAUAACAGAAAAGGCGCGGCGCGACCUGCUGCUGCUGCUCGAGGGUAUUCGGGGAAAGAAAAACCUGGUCCUUGAGAAAGCACUUGCGGGCCCACUGAACUUGCUGGUUAAGUUCUCGACACUUCAGGAGUACGGUGUCGAUAAGCCGUUUUUCCUUGAGAACGAUAAUGCCGAUGCUAGUCAAAGGAAUGUGGUCUUCCUCGUCAGGGGAGAGAAGGCGAAGACGGUGAUGAGGGUUGCUGAGCACAUCAAACGCAUACGGAGAGAAAGCGAGAUUGAACAUGAAUUUUCUAUCUUCUGGGUGCCGAGGCGCACGCUGGUCUCAGACCAGCUGCUCGAAGAAGCUGGCGUGCUUGGUGAGGCCAGCGUGAGCGAAUGGCCGCUCUUCUUCGUACCUUUGGCCGACGAUGUGCUGUCUCUCGAGCUCGACGAUGCAGUAUCCGACCUAUACCUUCGCAAGGAUCCUACUUCGAUCUACUUAGCAGCAAAAGCACUGAUGCUUCAGCAACGCAAGCACGGUCUCUUCCCGCGGAUCGUUGGCAAGGGUGAUAAUGGCAAGCGUCUCGCCGAUCUCCUCAUCAAGAUGCGCACGGAAGUCGCAGCAGGCGAACCCCCAAGUAACGCCGGUCCAUCAUUCCUAGGUCUUGCCCCAAGCACGACGGUCGACAGCCUGAUCAUCAUCGAUCGAGAGGUCGAUUUUCCGACUGUCCUGCUCACCCAGUUGACGUAUGAGGGCCUUAUUGAUGAAGUGUUCAACAUCUCUGCCAACCAGACUGAAGUCGACUCCUCGAUCAUUGGUGGUGCAGCAACACAACCAGGCCAGACUGGUUCCGCAUCCACCAGCAUGAAGCGUAAGAUCAUGAUCGACCCCAAGGAUACUCUCUACAACGACUUGGGCGAUGCCAACUUCGCCAUCGUCGGCUCUCUUCUCAACAAAGUAGCGCGCCGUCUCCAGACGAGUACGGAGCGCAACAGUCUCGCCGCAAAAACUACGUCUGAACUCCGCGACUUUGUUGCCCGCCUUCCUGGAUAUCAAGCCGAGCAAGCCAGUCUCAAGCUACAUACCUCACUUGCCGAAGAGAUUAUAAAGCACACUCGUACUGACGCAUUCACGCGCUGCCUCGAAGUCCAGCAAAACCUCACAUCCGGCGCCGACCCAUCCACCCAACACGAUCUCAUCACCGAGCUGAUCGACCGCGGCACGCCCCUCUCCACCAUCCUGCGCCUCCUCUGCCUCGAAAGCACCACCAAUGCCGGCAUCCGCCCCAAAGACCUCGACACCUUCAAGCGCGCCAUCAUCCAAGCCUUCGGGCCCCAGCACCUCCUGACUCUUCAGUCCCUCGAAAAAAUGUCUCUUCUCACGCCCCGCGGCGGCGCCACCCUCGCCGGCGGCACCGGCAGCUCCGUCAAGCCCGGCAGCGUAACCAACUACACCCCCCUGCGCAAAACACUGCGGCUGUGGGACGACGAAGUCAACGAAGCCCAGCCCAACGACAUCAGCUACGCGUUCUCGGGCUACGCGCCGCUGAGCGUGCGCCUCGUCCAGGCCGUCGUGCACAAACACACGCUCGCCAACACGAUCAAGCCGCAGCCCGCGGGCGCCCCGCUGAACGCCAACCCGCUCGCCAACGGGUCGCGCUUGUUCGACGACUGCGCCAAGUAUGUGCGCGGCGCGACGUUCGACGAGGUGCAGAAGGGCGAGGGCGCGCAGAAGGCGCUCAAGGCAAGGCAGAUGCUGAGUGGGCACGGCGACGCGGGGAAGACGGUGGUGGUGUUCUUCCUGGGGGGCGUGACGCGGGCAGAGAUUGCGGCGCUGCGGUGGGUGGGGAGGAAGUUGGCGGAGAGCGGGGGGGAAGGGCGCGGGAGUAGGAUUGUGGUUGCUGCGACGAAUGUGCUUACGGGUGAGAAGCUGGUGGAUGCUGCGACGGAGAAGGGCGUGUUCAAGGCAUAGUGGAGUCUAAGAUGGAGAGGAAGUAUAUUCAUGCUAGAUAUGUGUGCAUGGCGACGAUGAACUGAAUGGCUGCAGCAUGCUGUCGCCAGGCACGUCAGGCCAGCCACUUGGCGAGAUGCAGCAGCAGGGAAGAAAAAUAAAUGGCCACACCAGGGCAGUGUCUGCACUUGAACAGAGCUAUCCAUUAGUAACUGUGCGGCUUAUCGGCUGCGAUAGAGAUGAGUUGCAUCCUAAAAAAGUGUCAGGUGGUUGGGUGGCUGGUUGGACGUGCCCAAGUGCAGCCUGUCCACACAGGUAUAUGCUGGACCUUGAGCAGUUCAGGUACGCAGAUCAGGAGUAUACAGAGCAGAGAGUAUCACGGUCAUCAAAGAUGGUGCUUGUAACAUCGAACGUUCAUUCAAUUUUCC
Boeremia exigua is the source of this 2486-nucleotide messenger RNA. RefSeq names its product vacuolar sorting protein-like protein. Bases 97 to 2079 code for a protein of 660 amino acids. Gene Ontology annotation, biological process: intracellular protein transport; vesicle-mediated transport. Lineage: Eukaryota; Fungi; Ascomycota; Dothideomycetes; Pleosporales; Didymellaceae. The record is from RefSeq and is a predicted model, not a curated record. The transcript is spliced from 4 exons. Gene Ontology annotation, cellular component: fungal-type vacuole; CORVET complex.